UAUCCGCUACAAGUGUGAAACUGUGGUGAAUGGAGUUCAGAUUAGACUAAAAGGCUGCACUGAGGUAAGAGGUUUAGCGCCAAGUUAAAUCUACUCCUCCCUACAAGGCGCCAGCUCAGAGGAACUAGCCCGGCCUGGAUACACACACACACAAAGAGCACCUCCGAGUCUGAACAACAGGCAGUGAAGUUACACAAUAUUCGUAUUUCUUUUUUAGACGUGGAUACGAGUGAACUUCAAGGGCAGAGUCUUGGGGUUUACUCAGAAACUGACAGCACCGCCUCAGAGUAUAAUGCGAGGACAACGGGAAGACACAGAACCAAAGUCUGUAGCUCCCGAGGCGCCCAAAGAAAACACAGUACGACCGAGAAAGAGGAAGGCAGAUGUUGCCAUUUAUUUACAAGAUCUGGAUGAGGAGGUAGCAGAGAUGACGAGAAAGAAGCAGCGUGACACCGAGCUGGCCUGGAGUCCUGGUGCUGGUUACAAAAGUCCACACAGGUGGAUCCCCACACCUGAUCAGGAAGAGGACCAACCACUUGCCCUGAUAAAUGCAGGCUUCCCCCACUACAACUUUCACAACAUAUUUGUAACCCCUGUGCACUGCGCCCCACUCCCUGCGCUGUGCUGGGCCAGUAAGGAUGUGGUUUGGAGCAACAUGUUGGAAAAGGAUAAAACCUACACCAGGGACGUCCAUGUGAUGGAGAAGCAUCCUCAUCUGCAGCCCAAGAUGAGAGCUAUUCUCCUGGACUGGCUCAUGGAGGUGAGUGAGGUGUACAAACUGCACAGGGAGACAUAUCACCUCGCUCAGGACUACUUUGAUCGCUUCAUGGCCACACAGAGAAACGUCUUCAAAACAACACUGCAGCUCAUAGGCAUCACCUGUCUCUUUAUUGCUGCCAAAGUAGAGGAGAUGUAUCCUCCCAAGGUCCACCAGUUUGCCUACGUUACAGACGAGGCCUGCACUGAAGAUGAGAUUCUCAGUAUGGAAAUCAUUAUCAUGAAGGAGCUGAAGUGGAGCCUGAGCCCACAGACUCCCAUCUCCUGGCUCAAUGUUUACAUGCAGGUGGCCUACCUGAAAGAUUCAGAGGACUUGCUCAUCCCCAGAUACCCCCAGGCUACCUUCACACACAUAGCAGAGUUGUUGGACCUGUGUACGCUAGAUGUGCGUUGCCUUGAGUUUUCCAAUGGCAUCCUUGCUGCUUCAGCCCUGUUUCACUUCUCUUCUCUGGAGCUGGUGGAAAACGUUUCAGCUCUGAAGAAGGUGGAGGUAGAGGAGUGUGUGAGGUGGAUGGUGCCAUUUGCCAUGGCGCUGCGGGAGGUUGGUGGGUUACCUAUGAAAACAUUCGCAGGGAUCCCUGCAGAUGACAUGCACAACAUCCAGUCCCAUGCCCCGUAUCUCACAUGGCUGGACAAGGCCUACUCUUACCAGGACAUGGACCUGGAGUGUCACAGCAACUGCACUGUCCCCUCAGGCGUCCUGACUCCACCUCUGAGCAGUGAGAAAACAGACGAGAUGGUCCGAGUGGAUGCCGCAAGGCUGAAAAUGAGGCCGAGGAUGCAAACUGAAUCACCACAGCUGCAGCCUCCAAAUUAGAGAAGCAACCACUGAAACUGAUAAGACCAGAGCAAAUCCUAAUUAGAGUUUUAUAUUAUAGCUGUAAGAAAGAAGCGACUCCAGUGUGUUGGCUCUGAACAGUGACACCUCUGCAGUAUCAGUACACAUGUACGGUGGAUUUUUGGAGGGGAAACACUGACGGAAAUGGCAUUUUCUCAUUUCAAAGUCACCCUGAUUACUUGGAUCCACAUGCUUUUAAAUGUCUCUGUAGGAGGCGGGGGCCCACGCUGACUUUGGAUAAAUUCGGGAACCACUGACAAUCAGUGAACGAAUGGUUGGGGUGGCCCCUAUCCCCACAGGAGUCUAUUUAACCCUCCAGUCAGGAUGAAAACACAAAGCAAAGGGCCAGUAGGGAUGGGAUGGCCCACGAGGAGAUUUUUGUUUUUUAAUUGUACCCUCAUGCCCGCAUUAAUUACCAGUCACACCUACAUUUAGUGGUUGCCAUCUUUAUUUUCUAUGCAGAGGCCAAAUUGACUUUUAUGGAGUCUGUAUUUGAUCGUGAGCGUGUGAAUAGUGAUUGGUGUUUUGUUUUUUUUACAUUCUGGUAGUGGCCUCAUUUGCCCAAAAAACUAUUCCUAGGGCCACUUUUGGCUCUAUGUGCUGCUAUAAAGUGGGCUUUGCAUGAUUUAGGGGAGAGAGAGAGAGAGUGUGUGAGUGAGUGUGUGUGUGUGUGUUUGUGGAUUUUCUUUUUCUUUUUUUUUUCUUUCUUUUAAUGAUAUGAAAUAGGGUGUUGCUCUUGUUUUUGGUUCUACUCUUGUCAUUUUAUUGGACAAAACAUGGCCAUGUUUUACUUGGGGACCAGUAGCUCGGCUACAGAAAUGGACAAGUGAAAAAGCCAGGCUUCAGAAGCUAAACUAUUGAAUGUAUUUAACUUUUUUUUUUUUUUUUUUUAUCCCAACCUGCAGUUU
Toxotes jaculatrix (banded archerfish) is the source of this 2523-nucleotide messenger RNA. It is a transcript of the gene ccne1, whose product is annotated as cyclin E1. Bases 293 to 1594 code for a protein of 433 amino acids. The record is from RefSeq and is a predicted model, not a curated record. Gene Ontology annotation, molecular function: cyclin-dependent protein serine/threonine kinase regulator activity. Gene Ontology annotation, biological process: G1/S transition of mitotic cell cycle; regulation of cyclin-dependent protein serine/threonine kinase activity. Lineage: Eukaryota; Metazoa; Chordata; Actinopteri; Toxotidae. The transcript is spliced from 12 exons. Gene Ontology annotation, cellular component: centrosome; cyclin E1-CDK2 complex; cytoplasm.